AUGCCCCUGCUCUAUACUUCCAGAACUGAGCCGCCAUCUUCGCGACUCCUAAUCGACGUCGUUUCCUGGUACUGCGCCGUCGCCAUCUUGGGCCUGAUUCUGAUCGGCUCUAUCAGAGAAACCUCCUCCUCCGCCUCCGCUGAUGACGGUAGCCAGAUGCUCAGAGGAAACUUGCUGACGGGGCGGGCGUGCGAUGAGAUUUACGUUGUCGGAGAAGGAGAAACGCUGCACACGAUUAGCGACAAGUGCGGUGACCCGUAUAUCGUGGAGCGGAACCCGCAUAUCCAUGACCCGGAUGACGUCUUCCCUGGUUUGGUAAUCAAAAUCAUCUCCUCCCACAACCCUCCCAAGCUGGGAUUCCAAACUGGUUAA
Messenger RNA from Cucurbita maxima (winter squash), 372 nucleotides. RefSeq lists its product as uncharacterized. The transcript has a single exon. NCBI's taxonomy places the organism in Eukaryota, Viridiplantae, Streptophyta, Magnoliopsida, Cucurbitales, Cucurbitaceae. The coding region runs from base 1 to 372 and encodes 123 amino acids. The record is from RefSeq and is a predicted model, not a curated record.